AUGAAGAACUUGACACAGCAGGAGAAAGAAGUGGCCAGUGUGAGUUUAACUGGUGUUUUUCCCGGGACCAUUGCCAAAAUUGUGGAGGAAGAAUCACAAUUGAUUGAAGGUGAAGAGAAGAUCAGUGCAACUCCGAAGUUUGUGGCUUCAUUGGUGGAGCUGGUUAAUAAGGAUUUGAAUAUUAACAACAGCAGACACGCAAAGAGAAAGACAAUAACGCCCGAAGACAUGUUCAUGGUCACAAGGAGAAACGAGGACUUGACUGGUCUCUUAAAAGAACAUCUUGUGGAACUCAAUGCUAAUAAGAAGAAACAAACUGUUCAAUAUGAUAAUAAUAAUGCUCAGGAAGAUGACGACGAUGAUGAUUUCGAUAUGGACGACGAACUCAUACGGGCAACCACAAACAGGAAGAGUAACAGGUGA
Molecule: messenger RNA, 423 nt
Organism: Hansenula ciferrii
Lineage: Eukaryota; Fungi; Ascomycota; Saccharomycetes; Phaffomycetales; Wickerhamomycetaceae
Gene: MHF1
Product: Mhf1p
Exons: 3
Coding region: 1-423 (140 amino acids)
Biological process (GO): replication fork processing; resolution of meiotic recombination intermediates
Cellular component (GO): Fanconi anaemia nuclear complex; FANCM-MHF complex
Molecular function (GO): chromatin binding; protein heterodimerization activity
Source: RefSeq, a predicted model, not a curated record